AUGCUCGUCCCUUGCAAAACCACCUCCACGGUCGCGUUAAACGGCACCACCACGACCUUCGUCCCGUUCGAGACCAUCGUGUUGUUCGGCGUCAAACGGCCUCUCGGGCUUGCUCGGGAAAUCCGUAGUGUACACACUCGCGGACCGUCCUGUGUAGUAGGACUCGAGAAUCGACCGUGUGGGGUUCGCGAACGAGACGUUGUUGACCGAGGCCGCGAAUUUCGUCCCGUUUGGCCCCUGACAUGUGGCGUUCGCCGGGCAAGGGGUGCUCCCGAGCCCCACCGUGAAGAAAAACUUUCGAUCGACAGUCUUGGGGACGUUCGCCGGGAAACGGGCGUUGGCGAGGCUUCGGAGCCGGCUUGUGAAGAUGCCGAGGACGGUGGAGUUGUCGAACGUACCCUGCCCGGUGAAGUAGGGUCGCGCUGCCAUUGGGUAGGUGGCGUUUGUGGGGUGGGGUUUGGUGCGGAGGAGGACGUUGGUGGUCUGACCUGGCGCGAUGAAGAGGAUGUCCGUGUCGAAGGGCUUCACGUAGACGGCGUCGGCCUCCACGACAGUGACGGUGUGGCCGGCAAUGCAGAAGAAGAGCUCGUCGUUCAGGGCAGCGUUGAUCAGACGGAGGAGGUACGUUUUCCCAGAAUGAGAUUUCGGAAUAGGAACUUAACCGAAGAUGAUGGGGACCUCCUUGUGGGGUUUUGGGAACGGGUAAGGCGCGUUUUUGGCGGGAAGGAUGAUGAUGGGUCCAUAAACAUACAAAUAGCUAUUCUUAUAGAGGAAAAAUCCAUCAGAUCUGAUCCAACCACAAUUGAUAAAUUAAUUAUUGGUUGA
Messenger RNA from Striga asiatica, 825 nucleotides. NCBI's taxonomy places the organism in Eukaryota, Viridiplantae, Streptophyta, Magnoliopsida, Lamiales, Orobanchaceae. The record is from the annotation of a GenBank genome assembly.